Molecule: messenger RNA, 1944 nt
Organism: Dinoponera quadriceps
Lineage: Eukaryota; Metazoa; Arthropoda; Insecta; Hymenoptera; Formicidae
Product: sorbitol dehydrogenase-like
Exons: 8
Coding region: 135-1358 (407 amino acids)
Biological process (GO): D-sorbitol catabolic process
Molecular function (GO): L-iditol 2-dehydrogenase (NAD+) activity; zinc ion binding
Source: RefSeq, a predicted model, not a curated record
UAUCGAGAAAUGCCGGCAACCGCUGUAGUUGACGACGACGGUAGUGGUGGUGAUGACGAUGGUGAUGGUGAUGAUGGGCAAAGCGGUCUAGCCUAGAAGAGAUAGCAAGCCCAUCGUGAUAGCGCGCGGUUGGUAUGCUAUAUAUAACCGUGGUUCCGUGUAUAUAUAGCAGCGAGUUCUUCCUUAAGCAAGAGUGCGGUGCCGCCAGUGUUUAUCAUAAUAUUGGGAAGCGUGGAUCUCGACUGGGAGACGCCGUAGGAAGGACACAGCCGCAUUCCGACCUGAAUUUUCGAAGCCGAGGAGUCAUGGCCAAGGAUAAUCUCACCGCUGUACUUUACGGGAUCAACGAUUUACGUCUGGAGAACACGCCUAUCGAGGAACCGCAGGACGGUGAAGUACUUCUGGAGAUGGCAUGCGUAGGAAUCUGUGGGUCGGAUGUUCAUUAUCUCGUGAACGGGAGAAUCUGCGACUUCGUGGUGCGCGAGCCCAUGAUCAUCGGACACGAAUCUGCCGGUAUCGUCGCCAAACUCGGGAAAAAUGUGAAAAACUUAAAAGUCGGCGAUCGCGUCGCCAUCGAGCCUGGCGUGUGUUGCCGGGUAUGCAAGUUUUGCAAGACAGGACGUUACAAUCUGUGUAAGGACAUGAUGUUUUGCGCGACGCCGCCGGUGCACGGCAGCCUGAGACGUUUUUACAAACACGCGGCUGACUUCUGUUUCAAAUUACCCGACCACGUGAGCUUAGAAGAAGGAGCGCUCUUAGAACCGUUAUCAGUGGGAGUACACGCUUGUAAACGAGGAUCAGUCGGAAUCGAUUGUAAAGUAUUAAUUCUGGGGGCUGGUCCGAUCGGUCUGGUGACGUUAUUGGUGGCCAAAGCCAUGGGUGCGAGCAAAGUGGUUAUUACUGAUAUCUUAGAGAGUAGACUGAAAAUAGCGAAGAAACUCGGCGCCGACGAUACAUAUCUGGUACAAAAGAAUAGAUCGGAGUCGGAUACAAUGGCUGAUAUUCACGCAAUUUUUGGAGAUGAACCUGAUAGAACGAUAGACGCUUCGGGCGCACAGUCUUCAAUACGUUUGGCAAUUCUCGUGACCAAAUCUGGUGGAGUCGUAGUACUGGUGGGCAUGGGUGCUCGUGAGGUGCAAGUUCCAUUAAUUAACGCAUUGGUCAGAGAAGUCGACAUCAGGGGUGUCUUCCGAUACGUGAAUGACUACAGCGACGCGUUGGAUCUCAUUGCAUCUGGUAAGAUAGAUGUGAAGCCUUUGAUCACCCAUAACUACAAGAUGGAGGACACUAUGAAAGCAUUCGAAACCAGCAGAACUGGAGCAGAUGGAGCUAUUAAAGUCAUGAUUCACUGUAAAUAAAUGAUUCGAAGUCGAACUCUGGGGAAACUUAUUCGACGUAAUAGCGUCCUUCAAGGUCAAACGUUAUGUGAGAGAUUUUUAAAUCUGAUUGUGUUGAACUAAUGUUUAUUAAACCGAUGAUUAACAUUAAUAAAUAACUCUUAACCUGCAAUGUACAAAGAAAAUGGUGAACGAUUACAAACAACGAAUAGCUUAUGAAAUUGAUGUUUGCGGGACUUAAGAUUUUACACAUGGACAUGAAAAACAUAAUUCCGACAUUUAAUCGUUAAUAUACAAGCAUGUAUUAUUUCGCAUAACAGUGUGCUCUGUAAAAUACAAGGUUAAAUACUUUUUAUUCGAACAUCAAUCCGAUGUCUCAUUCCUUGUCUUAAUCUAACUAAGAAAUUAACAUUUGUUACUAUUGUUAUAUAAAAAUCGUACAUAUGCGUUAUUGUAAAUGUAUAUAAUAACUGAAUAAGGGAAUCUAUGUAUACUGGAAACGUAGUUCAAGCGAAACGAGUUUAAACGACCAUCUUCCGCAUUUGUUAAAGUUUUCCUGGAAAAUUUUAUAAUUAGAUCUAACAAUAAAAAAUAAACUGAGAUGAGA